This is a messenger RNA of Triplophysa dalaica, 2815 nucleotides long. RefSeq names its product relaxin family peptide receptor 2, like (gene rxfp2l). Bases 114 to 2237 code for a protein of 707 amino acids. NCBI's taxonomy places the organism in Eukaryota, Metazoa, Chordata, Actinopteri, Cypriniformes, Nemacheilidae. Gene Ontology annotation, molecular function: protein binding; G protein-coupled receptor activity. Gene Ontology annotation, biological process: G protein-coupled receptor signaling pathway. Gene Ontology annotation, cellular component: membrane. The transcript has 19 exons. The record is from RefSeq and is a predicted model, not a curated record.
AACGGCAGUCUUCGCAUAUUUUGUCCCCUAGAUGGCGUGUGGAUGUUAAACGUACUCGAACCGUAUGAGGAACAUCGGAGAAUCGCCUUUCAAAGUGUGGAAAGUCUCCACAUAUGAGUCAUGAUUCUUCAGGGUCCGAUAAUUGUCCAUUGGGUCAAUUUCCAUGUGGGAAUCUAUCGAUUUGUUUGCCACAACCACAGCACUGCAACGGGCAGCAGGACUGUCCUAAUGGAGCAGAUGAAGAGAACUGUGUGGAUAACAGUGGUUGGCCACACCUGUUUGAUGCCUUCAUGAAAAAAAGAGUCCAGGAGUCAAAAGAGUGCAUGUUAGACGUCUAUCCAGAGGUGUGUCAUUGUGAGGGUCGGAAGGUGAACUGCAAUGGCAAAAAUCUCCUUCACGUUCCUGCUGUGUCCUCUAAUGUUACAGCACUUGAGCUCAACAGUAACAGGAUCGAAUCUCUUUCUCGUGACCUGUUCCUCCGUUACAAGCACUUGGAAAGACUACAUUUGGAGAGUAAUAGUAUAGAAAUGAUCUCCAAGAGGGCGUUUUCCGGAUUGUUCUCUUUGCGUAAACUUUUUUUGACUCAGAAUAGGAUUUUAUCUCUGAAAGCAGGGAUAUUUAGUGAUCUCUGCAGUUUGGAGUGGCUGAUUUUGGAUGAGAACAGAAUAUCAUCUUUGCGGCAGAAGUCUUUUGAAGGCCUGAAGUCUUUAUUUUUCUUAUCUUUAUUGAAUAACUCUGUUGAACAGUUUCCUAAAACGUCUAUCUGUCUUGAGAUGUCCCGCCUCAAUUGGUUGGAAAUGGAGGGAAAUAGAAUAUCAUCUCUCUGGGCUUCCAGUUUCAAAAACUGUUCUUCACUUACUGUUUUGGCACUGAGGAGGAACCACAUUAGCUCCAUUGAGGAGGGAACAUUUGCAGACAUGCAUAAAUUGAUAGACUUAGAUGUGUCUGUGAACCAGAUUCAAGAUCUGCAUCCAUCUCUCUUCCAGAACCUCCAGAACCUUAAGCAGCUGGAUUGGACAAGGAGAGAACCCAAGCGCAGGCAGCUUGACAAGAAAACAAUUAUUUAUUUAAAUAAAACAAAACAAAAACCCACGAGGGGAAAUAUCUCCAACAAUCCUCUGGGACACAUAUACAGCAAUCAGUUUGACAGUUUGGUGAAUUUACAGUCUUUGAGUAUGGAAGAAGUGGAGAUUCCUGACAUCAGCAUCAGGAUGUUCCGGCCCCUUAAUAACCUCACUCACAUCUAUUUCAAGCGCUUUGAAUUCUGCGGAUAUUCUCCCAACGUGCGAAGCUGCAAGCCGAACACAGAUGGAAUCUCCUCCUUUGAGAAUCUCCUUGCCAACAUCAUUCUGCGCGUAUUUGUCUGGGUCGUUGCCUUCAUCAUUUGCUUCGGAAACAUCUUUGUCAUCUGUCUGCGCUCCUGUAUCGCCUCUGAGAAUCAACAUCACACCAUGGCCAUCAAAUCUCUUUGCUGUGCAGACUGUCUGAUGGGCGUGUACCUUCUUUUCAUCGGUGCCUUCGACAUUAAGUACUGCGGCGAAUAUAACCGCCACGCUCAGAUAUGGAUGGAAAGCCUGUCCUGCCAGCUGAUUGGCUCUCUGGCCAUGCUGUCCACGGAGGUAUCCGUCAUGAUGUUGACCUACAUGACUCUGGAAAAGUAUCUGUGCAUCGUAUUCCCGUUCCAGCACUACCGCGCUGGCCGAAAACAGACCCUCUGCUCGCUGACGUUCAUCUGGCUGCUGGGAUUCAUCAUCGCUGUUAUUCCCUUCUGGGAUAAACAGACAUUUGGGAAUUUUUAUGGUCGAAAUGGAGUUUGUUUCCCUCUUCACUCAGACCAGACAGAGAAACCUGGUGCCAGAUGCUACUCUACAGCCAUCUUCCUCGGUCUGAAUCUUCUGGCCUUCGUGAUGAUCGUAUUCUCCUAUUCCAGUAUGUUUUACUCUGUACAGAAGACGGCAAAGACAGCUAGCCAGACAGUAUUUGAUCGUGAGGUCUCCAUCGCAAAGAGAUUUUUCUUCAUUGUCUUCACUGACGCCAUGUGCUGGAUCCCAAUCUUCCUCUUGAAGAUUCUCUCGCUGCUGAGAGUACAGAUUGCAGGUACAAUCAUUCUGUGGGUGGUGAUUUUUAUCCUACCUAUAAACAGUGCCCUGAACCCCAUUCUGUACACUAUCACAACCAGCGCAUUUCAGCAGAGACUUAAACAGUGUCUGAAAUAUCGUUGCCAGCAGACAAACUGAUUCGGACUAUCACACAUACACAAUGCAUAUGCACAAUACAUUGAGAGUAAUCUUCCAUGCCAAAUAUAAAGUCAAUGACCGCAGAAGCAGAAGAUAAUCAGGUCUGCUGUACGCCAGCCUACAUGCACAGUCAUAGGAACCAGCAGACCAACAACAUGCCCUUAUGCAAUUAAUCUGUAUUAAUCCAAGCCUGACAUGAAAACUAAGAAACUUGCCAUAUGCACCUGAAGCAGUGUGACUGUAUGCUGUGAAAGCUUAACUCUGCGGCUGUCAGAGGAGAUAAUGGACAGAUGAAGGUUUGGGGUGGACCCAUAGGCAGAGGACUGGAACCCUUGGAAACAAUGGGGAAGGACCUUAUUGUUGAAUACAAAUACUUAACUAUAUAAGUUUUUGAAAAGAGUUUGUGCAGUGAAUGAAUUUAUUGAAACUCUCUGAAUCAUAAUUCAUGAAAGAAAAUUAUAAGAAAUACAGAUCAUAAUGUUUAUAGUAGCGUCCAGUAAAAAAAGUUCCAAACUGCUGUUAAUAAAAUGACAUGUUAUCUGUUUCUGCUGAUUGUAACACUCACUGCCUUCAUUGGG